UUGAAAAUUUAUUAAACAUUCAACGAGUCAAACAUAACCCAGAAAACCGUUGUCCUCUGUUUGAAUUGUACAUUUUCAUCCAUUAUUUUGCUUAUAAUUUACCACGAAGUGCCUAUAAACACCUAGAAAUAAGUAGAAAAUGUACUAAAGAUGGAUUACAAUAAAGGAACAGUCAUAUAUGACCAUCAGCACAAUGUUGCAGUGCAUUUUGAGUCAAAAACUCCUACUACUCGAACAAUUGCAGUAAAAAUUACACAUUUUUACAAUUAUAAACUGGUAAUUAACGUUCAAGAAGUUAAUAAUUACAAGUUUAACUUCACUGGUGAGAUUGACAAUGUCCUAUUCACCGCAAUGAGGAAUGAUCAACAUUUAGAGAUUGAUUUCGAUGAAUUACCUCAACAAUUAUUAAUCAUGCUUAAAGAAGUUAAAGAUCAAGACAUCUUUUUAAGACUGGAAGCCACUCAAAAUGCUUGUGAAGUGAUAUUCUAUGAAAAAUCACGUCUAAAAUCAUUAAUAUUACUCUCUCUAACACUACAAGUAACCAACCAGGGUGCAAUCAUUGAUGAAAUGGCGAAAAACCUCGAAAGUGUCAAACUGGACAAUCAUAACCUCACUCAGCAACUAGAAACGACCACAUCUAACCUCAAACGAGUGAAUAACUCAUUAAAAACACUCAAUUUAGAGAAAAUAAGACUUGAAACACAUUGUCGGGAACAAUUAACACUAGUUACUAAUAAAUUUACAGCGUCUUUCAAUGCAGUCGAAGGAAAUAUCUUGGAUAAACUGUCAAAACUCGGCCGGAGGCAUGUCAAACUACAAAAUGACAUGGAAGUGUUAAAGAACGAGAAUAGACUCAAGUGUGAGUCGAAUGCACGGUUAUUAUGCUCAUUACAAGCGUUGAGGUUGGAAAACGAGAGAAAUAUUAAGCUUAUUGAUGAUUACAAAAUGGAGGUGGAUCAUUUAAGGUUAAUUAAAGGUAAUUUGGAUGAGGAAAUGUCAGCUGUAAGAAGACAACUGCAUCAGAAACAAGCACAGAGUGAAGAUAACGUUAAAACAAUCGAUGUCCUAAAACGUGAUCUCCAGGAAGCCACGUUGAUAAUCGCGCAGAAAACGAAGAUGCACGAUGAAAUCGCCGCGGAUUUAGUGCAAGCUAAUUCUAUGCUUGUCAACUUCAACAAUCAAUAUGAUAAUCUGUCAAAAGAUUACGAUUUGUUGAAGGAAACAUUGGAUAAUCGUGAGAAGACAAUACAGAAUCUUCAAAGGGAAGUUGCAGGUCAGCAACAGGAUUUGAAGGAUUAUAAAAUGGAAUAUGGGCCGGAGAAAGUCCAAAUGUUGCAGAAUGAGAUAUUUUUAGCGCGGAAAACCCAGCAGGAUCUGGAUAAACAGUACAAGGAAGCUAUAAAAUUAAAUGCAUUGUUAACACGGAAAUUGUCGGCGAAUGAUGGACAAUCACUGGGGACACGUACACAGAGCCAGACGCAAGCGUAUAUUAAUAAUUUGCCACCUCCGAGUCAACGAUCUAAUUAUUAAUUAGUGUUUGAAGUAAAAUAGCGUCCGUAUUUGAAGUAAAAUGGCGUCCAUAUACAUCUCAAUCACCCGGAAAUACACUCCACAAACACAAACAAAGGUAUUAUUGAGUAUUUAUACAUAAAACCAACAAAAUAAAGUCCAAAACCGUCCGAAUUUGUGAUUCAAAUAUCAAAUGUUUUGUUCAAGUUGAUUCAUUGCUUAUCUCAAAAUAAUAAAUGCUGUGAUAACGACCGCGACGCGCUCAGUCUCACACCGACAACGUAACUAAACGCAACACACAAUUUCAGUCUAAAUUAAUUCUGUGUAUUAUUAAAACAAAAACUAUAACAAAAACAAAAGAAAAAUAAAAUAACAAAAUGCAUACACGUACAUCGAAUACAAAACAAGUCAAACGUGCACAUGCGCAAGCGCACACACAUGCAGAUUUACUACGGACGCCUACACCAGUACCAACCACACCGCUAUUACGCGUCAACCCAACAUACAUACCGAAAUAUCCACGUACGCCGUCAACGCCACCUGUGCUGAAAGUCACACCACCUGCACCUGCAUCUACAACAACAACAACCAAUGGAUUAUUAAAAGUACAUGGAAGAAGUAAUUCUACUACGGAUUUGUAUAUACCACCACGACUAAACACACAAAACUCACAUAUUUCACAACGUAGUGAUGAUGGCCGCCAUCUUGGUGCUUCCACUUCGUAUGACGAUCUUUCCCGAGACACAUCCUUAGAGAAAGCGUGUCGGAAUGUUUCGAUAUCCAAUCGGUCGUUGUUGGAAAGUGUGCGCAGUGGACGUUCUGCGCAUACAAGCAGAGAUAAUGUUAAUAUUAAUGUUAAUGUCAAUGUUAAAAGGAGUAGCAGUGUUAGAAGUGGAAAUAUUGCAAGAGUUGAACGUGAGGGUGAUAAUACUGUUGCGGUGAGUGUUGAAAGACUGCCUGGACCGAGGAGAGAUGCGCCGGUGUAUGUGAUUGAUGACACCGAGCGGCCAUCUUUACUGCAGCGUAGCAAGACGUUUAUUAGUAACAGGACGGAGAGUAUGCGGCAGAGUUUUCGACGGAGGAGUAAUAGUAAUACUGCGAAGAGGGCGGAUAAGGAACAGAAGAGGAUUAGUCUUGUUUUUGCGCAGAAUUGGGAUGGACAGAAGCAGGAGGAGGAGAAGCCGCCAUUGCCGAAGCGGAAGAGUAGUUUUAGGAAUCUUAGGAAGCGAUUGUUUCCAAAGUGAAAGUGGUGGGAGUUGAGGGAUUUAUGGUUAGGUAAAUAUUGUUUGGAAGAUGAUUGGGGUGGUUUUGACCUCAAAUGUGAGUUAAACACUUUCAAAAUGGCGUGUGAUAGCCUAAAUUGUUAAAAAUGAAAGCGAAAUGGUGUCGGCAUGUGAAAAUAGCAGUUGUUGGUGUUUUUUGUCAUAGGUUGUAAGCCAAUCGCGUGGUUUUAUCAACAAAAUUCAAGGAAUUACAUUGGCAGAUGUGCGGAUAUCCAAAAUGGAGUGUGGAUGGAUCAUUGUCACCAUCUGUGUUGCAUUUCCGGUUGUUUGGAGAUGAAUUUGCGUUUGUUUUGGGCUAAAUGUUAUUAAUUUAAUCGAAAAUAGGUUAUUUUAACCUUAAAAUUGAAAUAUAGUUAAAUUUAUGAUGGAAUAGUGUUGUAACAUGUGAAUUUAUAGAGAAAAUGGAUGGUUUAAAGAGAAAUUUGGUGAGUUUUUACCUCAAACUUGUAAAAACUGUUAAAUUAAUCAUAGAAUAGUGAUGUAAGCUCUGAAUUUAUAGUGAAAAUGCCUAAUUCGUUGUAAGUACGUGUAAUUUAUCUAAUUGUAACCCGGAUUUGUUAUCUUUUUAUCUCUGAAUAAGAAAGUUAGUCGAAAUUGCACUGAAAAUGACAACAUUACGUCAUAAUUUGAGAGAAUCAUUAAAUUUUAGUGAAAUUUGCUUAGUUUUAACCUCUAAUUUGCAAAAAACUGUUGAAUUAAUUAUAGAAUUGAAUUUUAAGAUGUAAAUUUGUAACAAGAUGACUAAUUUGUCAAGUUUUAGUCUCUGAAUAUCAGAAAAUGUAAAAAAUUAGCUAAAAUGAUAUCAAUUGAUGAAAACAUGAAUUUUUAGUGAAA
Molecule: messenger RNA, 3626 nt
Organism: Dalotia coriaria
Lineage: Eukaryota; Metazoa; Arthropoda; Insecta; Coleoptera; Staphylinidae
Product: coiled-coil domain-containing protein 186-like
Exons: 7
Coding region: 151-1530 (459 amino acids)
Source: RefSeq, a predicted model, not a curated record